Molecule: messenger RNA, 462 nt
Organism: Penicillium mononematosum
Lineage: Eukaryota; Fungi; Ascomycota; Eurotiomycetes; Eurotiales; Aspergillaceae
Exons: 1
Coding region: 1-462 (153 amino acids)
Source: RefSeq, a predicted model, not a curated record
AUGAUUUGCAAUUUCUUACUUUUCGAUCCGCCCUACCGCUAUGAACAACCGCCUGCGGUUGCAAACACGGCUGCCGCUGCGAAUAUCAACGCAAAUGUCGACACCGAGCCACUUGGGCCCACCUCUGCGCCGGAUACUGGCUCAAUGCAUCCGUGGUUAUCCAGCCUCGAUACUCCAGGUAAUCUAGACGACGAUGCUGAAUCGUUUGGAUCCGAUAUUCCUUACGAGGGCAAAUCCCAGGAGCUAUCGCAAUCGACUGGUACCGUACAAAAUGGACCUGGAAUGACUUCCCAAGCCCCAAAGAGACACCGAGAUGAGUCCGUUUCCAGCAAACCUGGAAACAAGCGCACAACAAUAUCCAUAACGGGCUUCUACUCUUCCAGGCCAACAUCUCUGCGAUGGUCACCUUCCAACGUUGAAUUUCAACUUCCGACUGUGGACCAAGCUUGCGAACAACCAUGA